Messenger RNA from Theobroma cacao (cacao), 1649 nucleotides. Its product is annotated as alpha/beta-Hydrolases superfamily protein. NCBI's taxonomy places the organism in Eukaryota, Viridiplantae, Streptophyta, Magnoliopsida, Malvales, Malvaceae. The record is from RefSeq and is a predicted model, not a curated record.
UUCCUCAACUUUAAAGUUUUUAAGCCUACCUCCCAUCAGAACGACACUACUAGAUGCAAAAGGCUAUAGCCAUCUCAGUUGCCUACUAAGGUUUAAACUUUGUCAUUUGAGCUUCUUGGCUAUCCUUUCCCAUUUCUUCUUUUGCUUUCCCCUUCUUUAGUUCUUUGUAGAUAUUUUCAAUGUGGCAGAAGCCACUCUAUAAGCAUCGCCCUUUUUUAAACCCUCAGUUCACAGUUUCCACCAUGAAAGCUGCUCCCUCUAACACUCUCAAUUUUUCUUCAAUUUUCACCAAAACGACAACAACACCAUCAUUUCCAACUAAAUUUAGUAGAACCCAUUUUCUUAAACUCCCGCAAAGGUUCCAAAACGACGCCUUCUUGAGAGCUUCAGCUAAUCCCCUUAAUUCUUCAUUUCUCUCCAGUUCAUCUUCUUUCAACGCAUUCCUUGAAUCCAAUGCAAAUGACACGGUUUUAUCUUGGAAGAAAGCGCGGGAAAUUGUUGUCGGUAGAGGGGGAAAAGCUGAGGCUUUGGGAUGCAAAGACAAAGUCAUAACGGUGGUUCUUUUGGGAUGGCUUGGGGCUAAAACAAAGCAUUUAAAGAGAUAUGUAGAAUGGUAUAAUUCAAGAGGAAUCCAUGCGGUUACUUUUGUUGUGGAAGUUAAGGAAUUGCUGUGGUUUGAUCUGGGUGUAAGGCUUGAGCAGCGUGUGUCUGAACUUGGAAAUGAGUUGGCCAGGUGGGUUUUGGAGAAAGAGGAAGAUGGUCGUGAAAGGUGCUUAAUUUUCCAUACUUUUAGCAACACUGGAUGGUUGACAUAUGGUUCACUUCUUGAUAGGUUUCAGGGAAGAGAGGGGUUGAAAGAGAAGAUAAGAGGAGUAAUUAUUGAUUCAGGAUCAGGGGACCCUUUAAAUCCUAAGGUCUGGGCAGCUGGAUUUGCUGCUGCUAUACUGAAGAAACGCAACUCUUCAAUAAAUGGAUCAGAAAGUGCAGUGAGUGAUUCAAAAUUGCUGAAAGAGGAACCUGAGAUGUUUGAAGCCGUGCUGUUAUCUGCACUGGAAAAGUUCUUUGCAUUCUUUCUAAAUAUGCCUGAUGUGGACAGAAGGUUAAGAACAAUCAUUAAUGCUAUCAUGGAGCACCAUCCUAAAUGUCCUCAGCUGUAUCUUUAUAGCACAGCUGAUAAGGUCAUUCCAUAUGAAUCAGUCGAGUUGUGUAUUGAGGAGAUGAGAAAGAAGGGGAUAAAAGUAUUCUCCUUUAACUUUGGCACAUCUCCCCAUGUUGACCACUAUCGGACAUUUCCCAAUAUAUAUUCAUCCGAGCUUCAUAAUUUUUUGAAAGAAUGUUUUGCUAUUGUUAAACAAACAUGAACCCUCCAAGUACUUUAAUCCAUUUGCUAUUCUUGUAUUCUGAUGUUUCCUUCAAAAAUGACUCCUAAAUAAAACAUUGCAUAAGUGCCUAGCUUAUCAGUACAUUCUUUUUAGUACUGGUAACCUUGUAGGCAGAAUGUUUGACAGGAAACCUGAACUUCACUUAUCAAGGUGAUGCCAUGAGAUCAUGGCUGAAUGCUUGUAAAUUGUAAUGAACAAUGCAGUGGUGCUAAAGCUGCAAAAGCUUUUCUUAUUUUGAAUAUAUUUGAUUCUUAGAAGUUGGUGCUA